AUGCCAUCACCAAGACCCUCCCAUCGAUCCAAUUCCCCGUCCACACAAGAUAGGGAGCGCCGCCAUCAUCGCAGCCACCAUGAACGCUCGCAUUCCCACCGACACCGACAUCGCGAUCGCUCGCGCUCACCCCAUCGAUCAGAGAGACACAGCUCAGGCCGUGACCGUCCCCACCGUCGACACGAUCGAGACCGAGAACAUCAUGAUCGCAAGAGCAAAAAGGAUGCAAAGCCGGUGGUUCUACCUUUGCAGGCGCGAGAGCUCACAAGGCGAGACCUGGAAGUUUUUACGCCUAUGUUCGCGAUGUAUCUAGAUAUCCAGAAGGGAAUAUUCAUUGAGGAUUUAUCAGAAGAUGAGAUUAAGGGCAGGUGGAAGAGCUUUAUUCACAAGUGGAAUCGCGCAGAGCUAGCUGAAGGCUGGUAUGAUCCCGCCACCCUGGAAAAAGCGCGCCAAUCUGUGGCAGAAAGGCCACCUCCUCCCCAACGCGAGAGAAAUUCACCGGAUUAUUCCCGUGGUGGACAGAAUAUCGAGAAUGCCCAGACAGUACCAGUCGCAGAGGAUGACGAUGAUGAGGAUGAUGAUGAAUACGGGCCGUCAAUUCCCCAUCACAAUGCCUCAAGACAGAUGGCUCGUUCCGGGCCGACUAUACCAAGGAUGCAAGAUCUUGAACUGAAAAGAGAGACCGAAAUGGAGGACGCCAUUGCCGCGCGCAAAGAGUCAGAUCUAAGGUACCAAGAUGAGAAGCGAGCUCGUAAAGCUGAAAUGAAGAGUUAUGAAGAGGAAGUCGCGCCGCGCGCAGAAGCCGGUACACGCGAGAGGCAACUCGAGAAACGGAGGGAAGCCGCAGCAUCGAAUCGCGCAUUUGCGGAGGCUCGGGGUGCAUCACCUGAAGCGGCGCCAGAGGCCGAUUUGAUGGGAUCUGGAGAUAAUGAUCUUGCUGCUCUGAAGAGAGAAAAGGACCAGCAGCAGCGCAAGAAGAAUGAAAGAGAGAUUCGCAGAGAAGAGAUUCUUCGAGCUCGGGCUGCAGAGCGUGAGGAGCGCGCUCAGAAAUAUCGCGAGAAGGAGCAGGAGACUAUGGGUUGGUUGCACACGUUGGCUAAGCAACGUUUUGGUUGA
Molecule: messenger RNA, 1116 nt
Organism: Penicillium malachiteum
Lineage: Eukaryota; Fungi; Ascomycota; Eurotiomycetes; Eurotiales; Aspergillaceae
Exons: 3
Coding region: 1-1116 (371 amino acids)
Source: RefSeq, a predicted model, not a curated record